GUCCGUUUUGAUGCCAAGUUGAAAAACAAGCGGGCUGUGUUGAAUGACAUCCACAUCCACUCCUCGCAUGGGCACACCUGCCGUUGUAUGUUCAACCAACCAACUAUCGGCCGUUUCCUGCUCUUGCCCCACCUAACACACUUCGUCAGACCAAGACUCUCGUGGUUUCCUUUCACGGCAUUAAUAUAAAGUAACCCGUUCCCCCGUCUUCUGUACAACAAAAAGUCUUUUUCAACCACAAAACCAACAUUUUCUCAAUAGACUUUUGGACGUAGACCAGCCUUCAUCAAAACGCUCGUCCACUCUUUCACGAAUAGUCCCACCAGUCCACCCAUUGCCCACGCCUUCCCGGAACCAAUCACUACCUACACCGUCAACAUGGGCAAGAAGGCUGUUCACUUCGGCUCAGGCAACAUUGGCCGUGGUUUCGUCGCCUGCUUCCUCCAUGAGUCGGGCUAUGAAGUUGUCUUCGCCGAUGUCGUUGAUGCUCUUGUUGACUCGCUCAAUAACACCCCCUCUUACAAGGUCAUCGAGGUCGGCGCUGAUGGCACGGACACCAAGACUAUCACCAACUAUCGCGCCCUCAAUUCGAGAACGCAAGAGGCCGAGUUGAUUGAGGAAAUCGCGACCGCCGAUGUGGUCACCUGCUCAGUUGGCCCCAACAUCUUGAAAUUCAUUGCCCCUCCCAUCGCCAAGGGAAUUGACAAGCGAUCAUCCGACCUGAAGCCCCUUGCCGUCAUCGCCUGCGAAAACAUGAUUGGCGCCACCGACAAUCUCGCUGGUUUCAUCAAGGAUGCCAAGAACACCCCCGUGGAUCGCCUUGCCUCGCACGAGGAGAGAGCUGCAUAUGCCAACUCUGCCAUCGAUCGCAUUGUCCCCGCACAAGAUGCCAACGCUGGUCUCAACGUCACUCUUGAGAAGUUCUAUGAAUGGGUCGUCGACAAGACUCCCUUUGCUGACGAGCCGCCCUCUAUCGACGGCAUCAAGUGGGUUGACAACUUGCUGCCUUACAUCGAGCGCAAGCUCUUCACGGUCAACACCGGGCAUGCUACUGCUGCCUACUGGGGUUACCAUAUGAACAAGAAGACCGUAGACGACGCCCUGCGCGACAAGACCAUCAAGGCUCAGGUCAACCAGGCUCUUACGGAGACAAGCAGACUCAUUGUCGAGAAGCAUGGCAUUUCGGCUGAGGAGCAGGAGAAGUACAAGCAGAAGAUCAUCCUGAGAAUCAGCAAUCCCCACUUGGCUGACGCCGUUGAGCGAGUUGGUCGUGCGCCCUUGCGCAAACUCGGUCGGAAGGAGCGUUUCAUCUCCCCGGCUUUCGAGUUGGCCGAGAAGGGUCAGGAUGUUACUGCCUUGUUGGCAGCCGCUGACAAGUGCUUUCGCUUCCAAGACGUAAAGGACGAUAACGAGAGUGCUGAGCUUGCUCAGAUCAUGUCGAACAACGACGCGCAUGAGGUUGUGAAGAAGGUCUGUGGUCUACAGGAGUCCGACAAGCUGUUCCCCAAGGUCGUGGAAAUUGUCAAGGCCAUCCAAGCUGAGAAUUGAUUCACCGCCAAGUUGUAGUAAGCUGCGGGAUCCUUUCGAGGUUUACUUUUUCUUUCCACCAACAUGAAGGGAAUAGGCAAUGGAUAAAGGCGUUCAACAGAUACCGGAACUCAUGAAGGGAGCGAGUGCAUCGUAACUGCCGGCUGUCUGCUUGGACCUGGCAUUGGCUUGUACAUAGAUUGACUGAAUUUGACUCCACAUAGUGGGGUUGGUGAGCCUUGGAAAAUUACACAUUUUCAAAUAAAGUAAAUAUCAUGGCUCAACUUGUGCAGUCUUUGAAAA
Messenger RNA from Pseudomassariella vexata, 1830 nucleotides. Its product is annotated as mannitol-1-phosphate 5-dehydrogenase. Bases 379 to 1548 code for a protein of 389 amino acids. The transcript is spliced from 2 exons. The record is from RefSeq and is a predicted model, not a curated record. Gene Ontology annotation, molecular function: mannitol-1-phosphate 5-dehydrogenase activity. Gene Ontology annotation, cellular component: cytosol. Lineage: Eukaryota; Fungi; Ascomycota; Sordariomycetes; Amphisphaeriales; Pseudomassariaceae. Gene Ontology annotation, biological process: mannitol catabolic process.